GAGCUGGAAUCGGUUUACAUAGAUAAGAAACACACAUGAAGCCUUAGAUUUUUUUCAAACUCUGAAUACAGUACUAAAUUUAAAAAAAUCAUUGCAUUUGUAGAUUACAACACAACGAUGCGCUUGAACGAGCAUCUCCAGCUCGUCGGCACCAACGUUAUAUUGGUUCCGUACGAGGCAAAACACGUCCAAAAGUACCAACGCUGGAUGCAAAGCGAGGAGCUACAAGAACUUACCGCGUCAGAACCCCUCACUUUGGAGCAAGAGUACGCCAUGCAGCAGUCUUGGCGCGAAGAUGAAGACAAAUGCACCUUCCUGAUCCUGGACAAAGCAAUUUUCAAUCAAACGGGCGACGAAAUCGCUGCUCUAAUCGGAGACACCAACAUAUUCCUGCUUUCGCCGGAUGACGACGGGGAUGACGAUCUAAAAUCGGGUGAGAUUGAAAUCAUGAUCGCCGAACAGCCUGCCCGGGGGAAACGUUACGGUUGGGAGUCCACCCUGCUGAUGCUGGCGUUUGGCGCCAAAAAGCUAGCCAUUCGACGGUUCCGAGCGAUUACGAAGGACAGCAACGCCAAAGCGAUCCGGAUGUUUACCAAGAUGGACUUCCGGGAGGUAAAACGAGUCGCCGUGUUUCAGGAGGUUACAUUUGAGAAGCAGGUGGACGCGGCAUGGCUCGAGUGGAUCGAGCGGGAAGUUUCUCUAGUAAUUGAACCGUAUCGCAAUGAGUGAAGCGAUGUGUGUUGAAAGAUUACUUUUAUUACAUGUAAAUCGGCUUUAGGUGCUGCUCGCGUUGAAUUUUCCCUUCUCCAACUAGCUAGCUUGCAUUAGUCUCUUGUUUGCAACCGUCAAUCUUUGUUCUAACCUAAUCAGAGCUAUUUUCUAUGUACCUUCGCGCCUUUCUUUUUAUCCCUCUUUCCUUACAAAACUA
Molecule: messenger RNA, 928 nt
Organism: Culex pipiens pallens (northern house mosquito)
Lineage: Eukaryota; Metazoa; Arthropoda; Insecta; Diptera; Culicidae
Product: alpha/beta-tubulin-N-acetyltransferase 9-like
Exons: 2
Coding region: 118-729 (203 amino acids)
Biological process (GO): protein acetylation
Molecular function (GO): N-acetyltransferase activity
Source: RefSeq, a predicted model, not a curated record